CUGGCAACUGCGUACGUGGAAGCGGCGACCUAUAAGAACACUGAACCAAGUGAUCAGCGCCGCAGUAUCUUCUAGCGUUAACCAUCAUGAAGUUCAUCAUUCUCGCCGCUCUGGCCGCCGUGGCCGCUGCCGUCCCCCAGGGAUACGGCGCCCCCCCACCUCGCUACGGCUCCAGCGAGGAGAUCGCCAUCCUGAGGGACGAGCGCGUGAUCGAGGACGACGGAAGGUACAACUUCGACAUGGAGACUGCCAACGGCAUCGAGGUGUCAGAGCACGGCACUCCCGGAGAGAAGGGAGCCAUCAACAGCGCCGGAUCCUUCUCCUACACCGCCCCCGACGGCACCCCCAUCACCCUGCAGUUCGUGGCCGACGCCAACGGCUUCCAGCCCCAGGGCGCUCACCUGCCCGUGGCUCCUGAGUUCCCCCACCCAAUCCCCCAGUUCGUCCUAGACCAGAUCGCCUUCGCCGCCCAGGAGGACGCCCGCAGGCCCAGUGAGCCCUCCAGCAGAUACGGCGCCCCCUAAAAAAUGACAGGCCGGACGCAGCGAGGUGUUGCCGAAGAUCGAGAUUUUCCUCUACUGAGUAGAAACGACCGCGCGGUUUUUGUUCGAUAGUUUUUUUUUAUAUAUUUAUUAUGACUUGAAUAAAUGAAGUAACA
Molecule: messenger RNA, 658 nt
Organism: Penaeus indicus
Lineage: Eukaryota; Metazoa; Arthropoda; Malacostraca; Decapoda; Penaeidae
Product: cuticle protein CP14.6-like
Exons: 3
Coding region: 87-524 (145 amino acids)
Cellular component (GO): chitin-based extracellular matrix
Molecular function (GO): structural constituent of chitin-based larval cuticle
Source: RefSeq, a predicted model, not a curated record